AUGCGGGGCUUAUUUCGCAUGGCUGUGACCGGAAUGAUCGGCGCGGCAGCUGUGUCUGCCGAUGAUUCGACUGUGAAAUGCGCCAAGGGGUUAAAAAUGUUCGUUUCUCGCGGAACAGGGGAAGAGAUGGGACCCGGCAUCACGAAAGCCGUAGUGGAUCUUAUCGCAGAUCAGAUCGAUGGGUCUGAUAUCCAACCAAUACUGUACCCUGCCACUCUCGAAGACCCUACUUACACCACAUCGGUGAGCAAUGGCACCAGGUUGGUCAGGAAGACCAUCACAGAGUAUGCGAAAGCAUGCCCGGACUCGAAGAUGGCAUGGUUUGGUUAUUCCCAGGGUGCUCAAAUAACUAGCAAUAAUUUCUGCGGAAUGCCCCCAGUCUGGGGUGUGGAACAGAGCGCGGACGCGACUUAUGAUGCUGCCACAUUUAAGGAGCUCUUGGCCUUGUCCCAGCCUCUUUCCAAAGAAAUUACCAAGAACGUGGUCUCAGUCGUGCUGUUUGGAGAUACAACGCAGAGAAGCGAGGCUUCCUACAACCACGGUACAUGGAAUAACACUGGCAACGGCGUAUUCUACCGCUACGACACCAGUGCUUGCAACGCACUAGGAAAUCGCAUUCGGGCAUACUGUGAUGCCGGCGACCCAUUCUGCGACGUGGGUCCAUUCUUUGAUGUUAAUGCUCACCUCCAGUAUAUCCAGAGAUAUGGAAAAGAGGUGGUCCAAUUUGUUGUUGGACAGUACAAGAACGGCACUACCUCAGGGAGUACAGCAAGUGCGACUGCUUCAAGUACAUCGCCGACUCCAACCAACGGCGCCGUCGGAUCUCGCUCGAUGUCAGUAUUCCCAUGA
Molecule: messenger RNA, 849 nt
Organism: Penicillium brevicompactum
Lineage: Eukaryota; Fungi; Ascomycota; Eurotiomycetes; Eurotiales; Aspergillaceae
Exons: 3
Coding region: 1-849 (282 amino acids)
Molecular function (GO): hydrolase activity
Source: RefSeq, a predicted model, not a curated record